UUGCAUUAAUACAACCCCACAGCCCUAAUUGUAAACUCAGUAUCCGUUCCUCUGUCUCUCCCUCGCGAGCGCAACCAACCACUGCCCAGAGCGUCAACGUCGUUGUUUCUAGCCGGAAAAGAAACAAGCUCCGUCACCGUCGUUCUGCUUUCAGUCAGAAUCUCGGGCGUCAAUCAACUUGUCAUCCAACAAUUCCGUAGCUCUGCUGUCGUUGGACUCGUCUCAGUCAUCGCUCAACUCGCCGUUUGGUUUGAAAAAUAUCUUAAACCACACCAAACUAGACCAUGCACACCCCUAAAAGAGACCAAGGAUGCUUCUUAAGGACUUGGGAUUAGAGUUACACUCUCAUAGCCUCAAGGUCCUGCUUUUGUAUUGGAGUGAAAGAUGACUUUGUCAGACGAAGAAAUCAAAAGGCUCUUUAGAAUCAGGAAGACCGUGAUGCAGAUGCUGAGGGAUCGGGGUUACUUUGUUGGAGACUUUGAGAUUAAUAUGACCAAAGAACAGUUCCUUUCGAAAUAUGGUGAGAACAUGAAGAGGGAGGACCUCGUUAUCAAUAAAGCAAUGCGAAACAAUAGCUCUGAUCAGAUUUAUGUUUUCUUUCCUGAAGAACAAAAAGUUGGGGUUAAGACAAUGAAGACUUAUACCAAUCGAAUGAAAUCAGAGAAUGUGUUCAGAGCAAUUUUGGUGGUUCAACAGAACUUGACUCCCUUUGCACGGACAUGUAUAAACGAGAUCUCUGCAAAAUUCCAAUUGGAAGUUUUCCAGGAGGCAGAGCUUUUAGUCAACAUCAAAGAGCAUGUUCUUGUUCCUGAGCAUCAGGUGCUUGCUAAUGAAGAGAAGAAGACAUUGCUGAAGAGGUACACAGUGAAGGAAACACAGUUGCCUCGCAUUCAAGUGAGUGAUCCAAUUGCAAGAUAUUACGGACUUAAGCGUGGACAAGUUGUGAAGGUUAUCCGGCCAAGUGAGACUGCUGGUCGUUAUGUCACCUAUCGAUAUGUUGUAUAAUUGUUUGUUUAAUAGGUUUAGUAAUUACUUAAAUUUAGCAUCAAAUACAAACCAAAGUGCUUUUAUCAUGGCUUGUGUCAAAAUGCAAAACAUAACUGUUGAGUUUUGGACCUUAAGACAACCUGUGAUAUUGGUUUGAAAAGCUUUCAUUUGUUUAAUCAGUGAAAUUUCAUUAUGGUACAAAGGAAAUGGCAAUUACUGGUUGUGGGGACAUUUUCCUUUCGAUAA
Molecule: messenger RNA, 1233 nt
Organism: Mangifera indica (mango)
Lineage: Eukaryota; Viridiplantae; Streptophyta; Magnoliopsida; Sapindales; Anacardiaceae
Product: DNA-directed RNA polymerases II and IV subunit 5A-like
Exons: 6
Coding region: 385-1005 (206 amino acids)
Biological process (GO): DNA-templated transcription
Cellular component (GO): RNA polymerase I complex; RNA polymerase II, core complex; RNA polymerase III complex
Molecular function (GO): DNA binding; DNA-directed RNA polymerase activity
Source: RefSeq, a predicted model, not a curated record